Molecule: messenger RNA, 1185 nt
Organism: Cladophialophora yegresii CBS 114405
Lineage: Eukaryota; Fungi; Ascomycota; Eurotiomycetes; Chaetothyriales; Herpotrichiellaceae
Exons: 6
Coding region: 1-1185 (394 amino acids)
Molecular function (GO): arylesterase activity
Source: RefSeq, a predicted model, not a curated record
AUGUCGACCAGGAUUUUCCUCACUUUCCUCCUGCCGUUAGUUCCAGUCAUCCUUUUUAAUCAGUCACGGCAACUGUGGCGAUUAGCUGGCCGAGUUGAAAUCGACAAAUCGCGAUUGGUGCGGUGGGAAAACAGUUCACAUCUCAACAACGGCGAUUGCCGAGUCAUCGACACUGCCAAUGCCUGUGAGGACGUGAAGAUACACUUUCCGUCAAAGACAGCAUUCCUCGCCUGUGGAGACCCAGUUGAGAGGACGCAUUGGUAUCCUCCUUCUGGCGUGCGAACUGUUUCGCUGCGCGCCGAGUCUUCCUUUCGUGAGCAACUGUUCAAGUAUGACCUGGUGACUGGUGACACUACUCAAUUGCAGCUGAAGGGCCUCGAAGGAGACUUUAUCACUCAUGGCAUCGAUAUCUUGACGUUGCCUGAGGACCCUUUACAAAUACGUAUCUACGCCGUAAACCAUGCUCGAAGUGGCGACUCCAUCGCCCUCUUUAGCCACCAGCUGGGCACCGAUGUGGUUGAUUUGGUCAAAAGCGUCAAACAUCCAAACAUCAAGACUGCGAAUGGAGUUGCAGCGAUGGGACCCUUAGAGUUCUUCGUGACCAACGACCACUAUUUUGCCGGCGGCCUCUUACGGGUAGCAGAGGAGGUCUACGGGCCGUGGAGCUGGGCAACAAAUGUGCAGCACUGUAACGCAGCCGCCGAGAAGGUCAUGUGCAGGCAGGUGUCGGGCACCUUCCCUGGCGCCAAUGGUAUCAACCUGUGGGAGGAUCGACUGUUCGUAGGGGACUCGAAAAACGGGACAGUCACGAUAUUCCAGAUCCACAUGGACCGGACAUUGACACCGCUGCAGGUAGUUGAUCUGGGCGCUGCAGCUGACAACAUCAACAUCUUGCCGACAACCGGAGACCCAAUCGUCACAGUCUUUCCCACACUCGAGGACUUGCCGACUUACCUCGAGAACGUCCGAUCGUUGGGUAAGGAUUUCUUGGUCCCAGCUGCAGCGCUCCGACUACGUAAGGACAGAAACUAUGCGCUGGAAUUGGUAUACUUCGACGAUGGCUCGAAGGUCAGUUUCAUGACUGCAGCGGCUGUGGACCCAUUUGAAAAUGUAUUCGUUGGCGCGAGCGUCCUGCAAUUCGCCGGCUUUGCGGUCUGUCAGGUGGCUGCGGCGGCGUUUCGGUAG